AUGGCUUCCUCGGUUUUCUUCAAGUUCAAGUCACAAAAAGAGCCCACGCGUGUCGGGUUCGACGGGACAGGCAUAUCUGUCUUUGAGCUGAAGCGUGAAAUCAUCUUACGGAGCGGGCUCGGCGAUGGGACCGACUUCGACCUUGUCAUCUGCGCCGAUGAGGGCAUGAAGGAGGUGUACGAUGAUGACACGACAAUCAUUCCGCGGUCCACCACCGUCAUUGCGCGACGUAUGCCGCCCAAGAUUCCCGGGCGGGGAGGUGCUGCUCGCUAUGUCUCCGGCAAGAUGCCCGUUCACGCAAAGAACUCGUCGCGGAGAGAACAGAUUGUCAAGCCUGUCGCCAAGACUCAGUCCAACACACUCGCCCAACUAAGCAGCGCCAUGACAGAGGAGGAAAAGAUGGCGGCAGUCUUUCAGGCACAAACCGAAAACUUCACCGCCCGCGAGGAAGAGAUGGCCACGCAACAAUACGUGGCCAAGGGAGGUCCCAAGAAACCGGCCAACGUUCCCGACCAUGACCCUCCCCAGGGCUACAUAUGCUAUCGCUGCGGAGAGAAGGGUCACUGGAUUCAGCUGUGUCCAACCAACGACAACCCGGAGUACGACAACCGCCCCCGCGUCAAGAGAACCACUGGCAUCCCGCGAUCAUUCCUCAAGACAGUGGAUAAAGCGACAGCGCUUGGCCAGAACUCCGAUGGCGACGACUCCAAGACUCCCUCUGGCAUCAUGGUCAAUGCUGAUGGAGAGUUUGUGAUUGCCGAACCUGACAAGGCAUCCUGGGAGCAAUUUCAGGCCAAGGCGAAGGUGAACCCCUCUGCGGCAAAGGCUGCCGCCGAGGAGGACAAGGAAGUCCGGGAGCGGGGCUUGGAGUGCCCCGUCGACAAGAAAAUGUUCAUAGAGCCAAUGAAGACUCCGUGUUGUGAGAAGACGUAUUGCAAUGAUUGCAUCACUAAUGCUCUCAUUGAGAGCGACUUCGUCUGCCCGGCCUGCAAGUCGGAUGGCGUGCUGAUCGACGAUCUCAAACCGGACAAAGAGGCUGUCAAGAAGAUUGAGGCAUAUCUUGGCGAGAAGGAUGGUAGAACGAAGGAGGAGUUCAAAAUCCCCGAGAGUCCUGCCGCGGCGAAGCCUCAGGAAGCCGCGGACGGGAAUGGAGAGGACAGAAAGGCCGACGCAAAACAAGCCAAGUCAAAAUCGCCAUCACCUUUACCCACAGCGCCAGCUACGACCCAACCAGGCCAGACAUCCACUCCAACAUUGCGAAGCGCCUCGUCAACACCCGCCGGUGGCGAGCAGGCCCAGCCUUCCAAGAAGCGGCCCGCAGAGGACGCUUUGGAGAACCCCAAGAUUCCCAAGGCGCCGAAAGCGAUGCAAAAGGCACAGGAAGCACAGCAGCAAAAUAUGAUGCCAAUGAUGGGCGGCAUUCCCAUGAUGUAUCCCGGCAUGCCCAUGAUGCCUGGCAACUACAUGCCCCCAAUGGGCGGCCUGCCCAACAUGAACAUGGGCAUGAUGAAUCCCAUGAUAAACCCCAUGAUGGCCGGCUACAGCGGUAUCAACAACAUGGCCGGUCCCGGCGGGUUCAACGGAACUUGGGCCGGCCCAGGAGGCCCCGGCAACAUGAUGGGCGGCGGCGGGCCCAUGAACGGGAUGGGUAUGGGCAUGGAGAUGGGGUUGGGCACGGGCACGGGCACGGGCACGGGCGGCGGGUACGGUCACCAGCAGCAGCAACACCAACAGCAAUUCCAUGGCCAACAGCAGCAGUAUUUCGGCCAGCACAAGAAUUUCUCGUACCAGGCUGCUAGUGGUGGUGGUGAGGAGGAUGACGCGUACUUCCGCAAGCCUGUCAACCCGCACCGGCACCAGAACCGGCAGCGCAGAGUCCGACCGAGCGAUUACAGGGAGCUUUGA
This is a messenger RNA of Parathielavia appendiculata, 1905 nucleotides long. Its product is annotated as DWNN-domain-containing protein. Gene Ontology annotation, cellular component: nucleus. Lineage: Eukaryota; Fungi; Ascomycota; Sordariomycetes; Sordariales; Chaetomiaceae. The record is from RefSeq and is a predicted model, not a curated record. The transcript is spliced from 3 exons. Gene Ontology annotation, molecular function: nucleic acid binding; ubiquitin protein ligase activity; zinc ion binding. The coding region runs from base 1 to 1905 and encodes 634 amino acids. Gene Ontology annotation, biological process: protein ubiquitination; ubiquitin-dependent protein catabolic process.